UCGCGGCACCACCACCCAUCUCCGCCGCUGGUGGGUGAGACCCGGCGGCUUUGUUGCCCAGUCAGAAGACGACGAAGUACAUGGGCUCUCAGGGCCCGGCCCACGGCCUAAAUAAAGAGAGAAGGAACGGAAAAAUAAGGAGAAACCUAGACGUCCGCACUCGAGCAGUUCGUUCGCCGCAUCUCCGGUGCGCCGUCUUCCUGCGCUCGCUCGCUGACCCUUCCAAUGUCCGCUACGGCGUUUAUGGAGCUGGCGCUCGACCAGGCCAAGUUUGCGCUGGACAACCUCGAGGUUCCUGUAGGAUGUGUGAUUGUGGAGGACGGGAAGGUUAUUGCCUCUGGUAGCAACAGGACCAAUGCCACCCGGAAUGAGUGGCAGAGUAUUGGCCUUGACCAGACACUGGUCGCGGAUAAGUUUGCAGGAUGUGACCUCUAUGUCACGUGCGAGCCAUGCAUAAUGUGUGCAUCAGCAUUGUCGAUACUAGGAAUCAGGGAAGUAUACUUUGGGUGUCCGAAUGAUAAAUUCGGGGGAUGUGGAUCAGUCAUGUCACUGCAUGAGAGCCUUUCGUCGGAUGACUUGACAGGGAGCCAAGAUACCAGAUCAAGAGGUUUUAAAUGUACUGGUGGGAUAAUGGCGGAAGAGGCAGUCGCUCUUUUUAGAAAUUUCUAUGAACAAGGAAACCCGAAUGCACCGAAGCCUCACAGACCUGUCCGAGUGGAUCAGCAGUGACUGGUUUGUUAGUCGUGCUGACGAGGAAGAUCUCAGAUCUACAUCCUACAGGUCAGGCGAUUCAAGAAGAUUCUCUCCACUAUUGAUUAGCUUGUGUUAACACUGAAUACAGCCUUACUCAGUUGCAGCUAUCUAUCAUCUAGACAUUUGGUUUCUCCUUUAUGGGAAAAUAAAAGAGAAACCAAAUGUGUUACGCAAAUUGUUAUAUAUUACUAUUGCUCUUAAAUGCAAUUCAAUUGAUAGUUUGAUCAUUGCAGCACAUUUCCUGUUCCCUACCUUGCUACUAAUUGAGUCUCUUGCAAUUUGUUUGACUGAAAUGUGAAAUAGAGAAGUUGGCUUUGAAUAUAA
Messenger RNA from Triticum aestivum (bread wheat), 1077 nucleotides. RefSeq names its product tRNA-specific adenosine deaminase TAD2. The record is from RefSeq and is a predicted model, not a curated record. Lineage: Eukaryota; Viridiplantae; Streptophyta; Magnoliopsida; Poales; Poaceae. The coding region runs from base 226 to 729 and encodes 167 amino acids. The transcript has 8 exons. Gene Ontology annotation, molecular function: zinc ion binding; tRNA-specific adenosine-34 deaminase activity. Gene Ontology annotation, biological process: tRNA wobble adenosine to inosine editing.